Nothobranchius furzeri (turquoise killifish) is the source of this 2098-nucleotide messenger RNA. RefSeq names its product alanine aminotransferase 2-like. Gene Ontology annotation, molecular function: L-alanine:2-oxoglutarate transaminase activity; pyridoxal phosphate binding. Lineage: Eukaryota; Metazoa; Chordata; Actinopteri; Cyprinodontiformes; Nothobranchiidae. The record is from RefSeq and is a predicted model, not a curated record. Gene Ontology annotation, biological process: biosynthetic process.
AAACUAGAGAAGAAAGUCCGACCAGCCCCUCGCAGGAGCGACCGGAGGCGUGGCGGUCCGGCUGGGAUAAUAUGAAAACCGAGUGGGGCCCCGAACUCUACCGGAGCUCAGAGAGAAAACAAACACACGAGUUGAGCUGACUUGAACGUCUCCAUCUCCACGGAGCAGCUGAUAACAGUCCAGUGUGCGGGAUUCAGCGGGAUAACGGAACCAAAAUGUCCCAAGAUCAACAGGCGGUGAACGGGGUGUCGUGCGUGUCCAAGGUGCUGACUCUGGACACCAUGAACCCCAACGUGAGGCGGGUGGAGUACGCGGUGCGGGGGCCAAUCGUCCAGCGGGCGGUGCAGAUAGAGAGGGAGCUCCGAGAGGGAGUCAAGAAGCCCUUCACAGAGGUCAUCAAGGCUAACAUAGGCGACGCUCACGCCAUGGGUCAGAGGCCGAUCACCUUUUUCAGACAGGUGUUGGCUCUGUGCUCGUACCCUGAUCUCCUGGAGGACAACAAGUUUCCCGAAGACGCCAAAAAGAGGGCACGGCGCAUCCUUGAUGCCUGCGGAGGUCACAGCAUUGGGGCCUACAGCGCCAGUCAGGGGAUUGAGUGCAUCCGCCAGGAUGUGGCGCGCUACAUAGAGAGGAGAGACGGUGGCAUCCCCUCCAGCCCCGACAACAUCUACCUUUCCACUGGAGCCAGUGACGCUAUAGUGACCAUUCUGAAGCUGCUGGUUUGUGGCGAGGGUCGAGACCGCACCGGAGUGAUGAUCUCCAUCCCUCAGUACCCUCUGUACUCCGCCGCCCUGGCGGAUCUGGCCGCCGUGCAGAUCAGUUACUACCUGGAUGAGGAGAACUGUUGGAGUCUGAACGUAGAGGAGCUCAGGAGGGCGCUGAAGGAGGCCAAGCAGUACUGCAAGCCCCGUGUCCUCUGCAUCAUCAACCCAGGAAACCCCACAGGUCAGGUCCAGAGCAGGCAGUGUAUCGAAGAUGUGAUCCGAUUUGCUAAAGAGGAGCAUCUCUUCCUCAUGGCCGAUGAGGUCUACCAGGAUAACGUCUACGCAGAUGGCUGCAAGUUUCACUCCUUUAAGAAGGUGCUGUUUGAGAUGGGACCAGAGUUUUCCAGCACGGUGGAGAUGGCCUCCUUCCACUCUACCUCCAAAUGCUACAUGGGCGAGUGUGGUUUCCGUGGAGGCUACAUGGAGGUGAUCAACAUGGACCCUCAGGUUAAGGCCCAACUCACCAAGCUGGUGUCCGUGCGUCUGUGCCCCCCCGUUCCUGGACAGGCUCUUCUGGAGCUGGUGGUGAACCCCCCACAGCCCGAUGAGCCAUCCUACAGCACGUUUAUGAAGGAGCGGACUGCUGUGCUGGCUGCUUUGGGGGAGAAAGCUCGUCUAACAGAGGAGACCUUCAACAGCGUACCCGGUAUCACCUGUAACCCGGUCCAGGGAGCCAUGUACACCUUCCCCUGUAUCAGCCUACCUCAGAAGGCCAUCGACAAGGCCAAGGAGGAAGGUCUAAUCCCAGACAUGUUCUACUGUAUGAAACUGCUGGAGGAGGAGGGGAUCUGCCUGGUACCAGGAAGUGGCUUUGGACAGAAAGAGGGAACCUUCCACUUCAGGAUGACCAUCCUACCUCCGACAGAGAAGCUGAAGGUGGUGCUGCAGAAGAUCCGGGACUUCCACUUGCGCUUCACACAGGAGUUUUCCUAACGGAUCCGUUCGAGAACCAACUCAUCCAAUGCCAGUAUCUCAAGGAGGGAGCAGUCAUCGAAGUACUCGCCUGUCAUCUCAAGAAUUUUGAAUAAAAACAGAUGAAGUCCGAUUUUAAAUGUCCAAAAGGAUGGAAGUUACUUUUAUUUUCCUGAUGCACUUUUUAGGAUCACCCAGCCAGGUCCAACGUGAUCAGAAAUGUGAUUUAAUGGUGAUUGUGUCGAAUGACCAGCCUUUCUGCAGACUGUUUAGUGGUUCUAAUUUAACAGAUUAGCUGGCCUGGCCUGUAACAGAAGUGCCAGUACAGAAGGUACCGUUUGAGUUUUUUGUGUUACUAAUGUUUGAAAUGUUCUUAAAUCUUUUGAGCUGUAUGACUUCCAUUUAAAGUUUCUACAAAACUC